Protopterus annectens (West African lungfish) is the source of this 621-nucleotide messenger RNA. Its product is annotated as sericin-2-like. Lineage: Eukaryota; Metazoa; Chordata; Ceratodontiformes; Protopteridae. Bases 1 to 621 code for a protein of 206 amino acids. The record is from RefSeq and is a predicted model, not a curated record. The transcript has a single exon.
AUGAACAGUAAUAACAGCCAAACACCAGCAGCUGAUACAAUGAGCAGUAAUAACAGCCAAACACCAGCAGCUGAUACAAUGAACAGUAAUAACAGCCAAACACCAGCAGCUGAUACAAUGAGCAGUAAUAACAGCCAAACACCAGCAGCUGAUAUAAUGAACAGUAAUAACAACAGCCAAACACCAGCACCUGAUGCAGUGAGCAGUAAUAACAACAGCCAAACACCAGCAGCUGAUACAAUGAGCAGUAAUAGCCAAACACCAGCAGCUGAUACAAUGAACAGUAAUAACAGCCAAACACCAGCAGCUGAUACAAUGAGCAGUAAUAACAACAGCCAAACACCAGCAGCUGAUACAAUGAACAGUAAUAACAGCCAAACACCAGCAGCUGAUACAAUGAGCAGUAAUAACAGCCAAACACCAGCAGCUGAUACAAUGAGCAGUAAUAACAGCCAAACACCAGCAGCUGAUACAAUGAACAGUAAUAACAGCCAAACACCAGCAGCUGAUACAAUGAACAGUAAUAACAACAGCCAAACACCAGCAGCUGAUACAAUGAGCAGUAAUAACAGCCAAACACCAGCAGCUGAUACAAUGAGCAGUAAUAACACCAGCAGCUGA